Pseudophryne corroboree (corroboree frog) is the source of this 1090-nucleotide messenger RNA. RefSeq lists its product as uncharacterized. The record is from RefSeq and is a predicted model, not a curated record. NCBI's taxonomy places the organism in Eukaryota, Metazoa, Chordata, Amphibia, Anura, Myobatrachidae. The transcript is spliced from 5 exons. Bases 53 to 787 code for a protein of 244 amino acids. Gene Ontology annotation, molecular function: peroxiredoxin activity.
CUAGGAAACACUAGCUAAGCUGCAGGCUCGGUGGUGGCUGGAUCUGAUCACCAUGAGAGUUAUCACCGCUGCUGUAUUAAAGCUUAGCAGCAGGGUCAGCCUCCCCACUAAUGUUCCAGUAAAUGCUUCAUAUGGAAUUUGGAAAUUACCCAGAUCUAUUGCAGCAGGAAAACAUGGAUAUACGACACAAUCUGACAGGCCAAUCAGUCGCUAUCCUAUUCCGUACAAAAAAGACUUACCGUAUGAUAUAGCGGAAUUGAUGGAAGAUGUAGAGAGGAAGAGUGAUUUCUUGCCAAAUGUUUUUAAAGUAAUGGCACAUCGACCAGAUGAGUUCAGAGCAUUUUUUGCUUAUUAUAAUGUCAUUAUGAACAAGGAUACUGGCAAUUUAUCCAAAGCUGAUAAAGAGCUAAUAAUUGUAGCAACCAGCGCACACAACAAAUGUCCAUAUUGUGUAACAGCUCACAGUGCAUUACACAGAAUAUAUUCAAAGAACAAAACAUUGGCUGACCAGGUUGUUGUCAACUGUGAUCUAGCUGAUCUUGGCCAGAGAGAACGUGCCAUGCUAGAGUUUGCUUUGGCAAUUGCUAAACCUGAAAACAUAACGGAGAAGCACCUCAGCAAACUGGAAGAAAAUGGCUUGGACCGUGAAGAUGCCUGGGAUAUUGCCAUGGUUACUGCCUUUUUUGCCAUGGCCAAUCGUAUUGCUCACUUAACUGAUAUGCGACCCAAUGAAGAGUUUUAUGCCCUUGGGAGACUUCCCAAAGAAAAAUCUGAAGAACCAAAAUAAAUGAGUUGUGUGACAAAACUGCUUCAUAUUAUGUAGGCAAGUGAUCAGUCUCCAAUGAAUUCAUUAGUAAACAUCUAAUACUCAGGUAUUGACUAAUCUCACAAAAUGAAAGUUCGCACACUUCUUUGUGUUUAUUAUGUACUACAGCACUAAGCUUGAAUUAAAGUGUAACAGUUGUAAUAUGGUUACUGGUUUAAUGACCUAUAGCGUCAUCCAGGUAUGUUUUACUGACACCUUAACUCUAAUAAUUUGAAUAAUGUAAAUAAAAACAAUGAAUACUGAAAUAAGUAUAAUAAGCAACAA